AUGUCGCUACCUUUCAUCACGUCUGCUCCAGGUAAAGUGAUCAUAUUCGGUGAGCAUUCCGCAGUUUACAAUGAACCUGCAGUCGCUGCUAGUGUCUCUUCGUUGAGAACAUAUCUUCUGGUGUCGCAACACGAGGAUCCGGAGGCAGUGGAGCUAGAUUUUCCUGAUAUUCAGUUUAAGCACAAGUGGUCACACAGCGAGUUUGGCUGCAUCCUGAAAGGCGAAACCAAUUCCAGAGCUUUGGAAAUGGCUCGAACGAAUACUCGGGAGCUCUCUCAGUUUUUGGUCGAGUCUUUGGAGAGUUUGCAUUCAGAUCUGAAAAAAUCGCUGUUUUACCAUGCAGCUUUUUCGUUCUCGUAUCUGUAUAUUUGCCUCUGUCCUCAAGUCAAAGGUGUGAGAUUCUCUAUCAGGUCUACUUUGCCCAUUGGAGCGGGUCUAGGGUCCAGUGCGUCAGUUUCCGUGGCGCUUGCCCUGGCGAUGAACAGGCUAAGUGGAGCGAUCACUUCGGACCGCGAGCUGUCGAUUGAAGACAAGAAACUGGUGGAGGAGUGGUCGUUCGUUGGUGAAAAAUGCAUACUCGGCACUCCAUCAGGCAUUGAUAAUGCGGUGGCUACUCACGGAAAUGCCGUUCUGUUCAAAAGGGAGAUGGAUGGCACCACAAACUUUGAGUUCGUUGAUGAUUUCCCUCAGAUCCCAAUGCUGUUGACUUAUACUAAGAUUCCGCGCUCCACUAAGACGCUUGUUUCGAAUGUUAGAGAGCUGGUCUCUAAGCAUCCUAACAUUGUAAAACCAAUUCUUGUGGCAAUGGGACAAUUGGCCACCAGAGGCGCCGAGAUCUUAGAUUCUCUCAGCGACGAGAACUAUCAUGAGUUGUUGGAACUGGUGCGUGUAAAUCACGGGCUAUUAGUCGGACUUGGCGUUUCUCAUCCAGGACUCGAAGCUGUGAGGUCGCUAAGCGAUUCUUUGGAAAUCGGCUCAACAAAGUUGACUGGAGCAGGCGGUGGCGGUUGCGCCCUAACAAUUCUGAAGAAAGAUGCCAAGCAAUCCGCGGUCAAACAAUUCAAGGAUACAUUGGAAAAUGAGCACGGUUACGCUCUUUACCAAACUCAAUUGGGUGGCAUCGGAUGCAGCAUCUUGCCCAGGGAAGCCAUCAGUGACCAGGAUCUCAAAAAAAUUCGCAUCCUCUUUACUGAGGACUUUGACAGCAAGCAUCUGGACCAGGUUCUGUUACCAGGUGAGUGUACAUUACCUUGGAUCACCUGA
Molecule: messenger RNA, 1263 nt
Organism: Torulaspora globosa
Lineage: Eukaryota; Fungi; Ascomycota; Saccharomycetes; Saccharomycetales; Saccharomycetaceae
Gene: ERG12
Product: mevalonate kinase
Exons: 1
Coding region: 1-1263 (420 amino acids)
Biological process (GO): ergosterol biosynthetic process; isoprenoid biosynthetic process
Cellular component (GO): cytoplasm
Molecular function (GO): mevalonate kinase activity; ATP binding
Source: RefSeq, a predicted model, not a curated record